Molecule: messenger RNA, 1681 nt
Organism: Salmo salar (Atlantic salmon)
Lineage: Eukaryota; Metazoa; Chordata; Actinopteri; Salmoniformes; Salmonidae
Source: RefSeq, a predicted model, not a curated record
GCCUCGGCUGAUUUGCGCGUUUGAUCAUGGAAGUUUUCUAACUUUAUUUUUUGUUGUUGAAAAGUGUCCUAAACUACUUUACAACAUCGUUGACAGCUUAGAGUUCCAUUUUCCGACUUAUAAUGUAAACAAAAAAGACCCGGUCUAAUUUCAAAUUUAAAACAUUGAUUGGAUAAAUCCACGUUUUUAUACUUUGACAAAUGAACAGGAGAGGAUGAGUGGAGAAUUCGCACCGCGACAAAUAGUGACCUUCCUACCAGACAUCAACAACCUGGACAAACGCUCACCUGCCCAAGAGAGGAGCAGUCCAUGGUCCAGGAUGCAGAAAAAGGGGAAAGAAACUGAAACAGCUCAACCUGCAACAAGCCAGACCCCAACUGUUUCCAAGGAUCAAAUCGCACUGUUCCGUAACAGCGUGAGACAGAACGCCUGUGUAGAGAUGCUGCGUGGAGGGUUCCACAGGUCGUUCUCUGAGCUGUUCUCGCUGCUGCAGCGCUGGAAGGAGAUGAGGUUAGCAGCAGGUCCUGGAUCAGCUAUCUGGCAGCAUAAAUCACCGGAGGAGCAGCCAGCCAAACUACACACACUACAACACUACCUGACUAAGGCUGAGACGGCUCUCAGAGCAGGUGCGUGGAGUGCUGUGUACGACCAGCAGGUGUUUUUGGCCCAGUACUUCAGAGAGCCAGAGGACAGGUGGCUGUCCUGUCACUUCUACCAGACCAGCCUGACCUCAGCCCGCAGGGUCAAGAUAGAUGGAGGGAGGAAGGAGGCUGAGGCUUUAGCUAACAUGGGACAAGUCUACAUGGAUCAAGGUCAGUUGGACAGUGCCAGGGAGCAGUAUGAGUGCUUCUACCAGCUGACAGCAGGGCGGGCAUGGAGCGGUGAGGGGGGCAGGUCUCUCCACAGCCAGGCCUGUGAGGGUCUCUGGAGGGUGUACACCCAGCUGGCAGACAGACCACUACAGGCCAACGACUACAGAGCUGCUAUAGACACGCUGAGCAAGGCCUUCCAGAUGGCUAAGGAAGCUGGAGACCAUAGGAUCGAGGGGGAGGCGGCCUACCGUGUGGGACUGGCCUAUCAGUGUGUAGGCGACCAGGUGACAGCCAAGCGCUUCCUGAACAUGUACAUGGAGAUGUCUACAGCUCUGGGGGACGCAGGGGGACUGGGGAAGGCAUAUAAAGCCAUCGCCAAGUCACUGGAGAGUGAGGGGAAGCUGAGUGAGACGGUCCAGUAUCUGGAGAAGUUUGCAGAGGUUUCCCAGGGCAACAACCAAUACCACAACCUGGAGGAAGCAUGCAUGUGUCUAGGAGUCAUCUUCAACUCUAGAGGUCAGUACGAAAGAGGCUGUACGUACUUCGAACGGGGGUACGAGAUCGCCCGUGACCUGGAGGAGGUCACCCUGCUCCAGAGGGCUCAGGUGUUUGUGGGUAGUGCCCGUGCCUACAGUAUGAUCAGGAAGUACAGUCGUUCCGUUGAGACGGCAUCACACAGUGACCUGCUACACCUGACAGGCUGGAAGGAGUGCAGGGAGAACGUUUUCACUGAUACAGCAGGAUCUGCCGCAGCCGCAGAGGGGAAGAUAUGAGGAGGAGGAGGAGGAGGAAGAGGAGGACCAGAGAAGAAGAUGGAAGUGCAUAUUCUUAUCACCGUGUUGAUAAUAAAACAUAAAACUCUGGUCAUA